Messenger RNA from Cryptomeria japonica (Japanese cedar), 1780 nucleotides. RefSeq lists its product as uncharacterized. Bases 169 to 1170 code for a protein of 333 amino acids. The record is from RefSeq and is a predicted model, not a curated record. Gene Ontology annotation, biological process: maturation of 5.8S rRNA; maturation of LSU-rRNA. The transcript is spliced from 9 exons. Gene Ontology annotation, cellular component: preribosome, large subunit precursor. NCBI's taxonomy places the organism in Eukaryota, Viridiplantae, Streptophyta, Pinopsida, Cupressales, Cupressaceae.
ACAACCUAAGUUAAUAGGUGUAAUGAAAAAUAUAGGCCCUAGAUCACAGGGUCGAACUCGCCCGGUCAUACGAGAGCAUAAACACAAAAAGAAAACAGCCGAAGUUAAAAGGGUUAUAUCAGUUUCUCCGUUAAGGGUUUAGUAAGGGUUUUUGUCGUCAAAGCAGUCAUGACUGAACAAGCGAUGGCGAUAUCGAAUUCACGCAAGCGCAAUGCAGAGCAUAAACACAAAAAGAAAACAAAGAAAACGAAGAAAACGAAGAAAACAACUGCAGAACUAAGCAAAACAUUAAACCCUAAACAAGACCCGGAAGAAUUGUCUGAACAAGAAAAUAUCAACGAAAUCUCUGGGACGAAUAAUAAUUUGUUUGGAGAAGAGGAUGAAAGAGGAGAGGAGAAAGACCUGGGUUUUAGAAGCUCAAAUGGAGUCUCUAUAGCUAUUUCAGAAGAAAAUGAAGAGGAAGAGGAAGAUUAUGCAGGAAGCAGUGAAGAGGACGAAGAUGAGGACGGGAGCGAUAGAUACGGGGAGAAGAAGGGAAUUCGCUUUGCUGAGGGUUCGAAUGCUUUUCGUGCGGCGUUUGCCAAAAUUAUGGAGAAGAAAGUCGCAGACGAUACACUGGGGCCUGUUUUGUCUGCACAUAAGGAACUUAUUGCAAAGAAGCUUGAUGAAGAAGCUAAUGAAUUGAAGGCCAAGAGUGAUGCCAAGAAAGAGAAGCGCCUGAUCAGAGAGAAGGGGCAUGUGAAACCAGAAAACUUUUUGGAUGGAAAGGAAAAAUCCCUUAUUAGAUUGGCAACAAAAGGAGUGGUAAAGUUAUUUAAUGCGGUUAGCAAGGCACAGAGUGUCCAGAAUGCAUUUGAUGUGUCAAAAUCCAAGGAGGCAAAAGCUGCUACAAAGGAAAGCAAAGCAGCAUUCCUUUCUGAGUUACGUGGUGCUUCAAGUUCUGUAAGGCCUGGACAACUCAGUUCCGUGAAGACACCUUCAAAGCUAAUUGGGGAAGCAAAAAAUGAACAAAACAAUGCCACAAAAGAACCCAGAUGGGCUCCCUUGCGCGAUGAUUUUAUGCUCACAAGCUCAAAACUCAAGGACUGGGAUAAAAUGCCGGAUGCAGCUGCAGAUAUUGCAGAAGAAAUGCAAGGUGGUGAUAGUGAUAACUCUUCUGAUGAGGACUAAACUAGGCAUAAAUAAUAUGCAUAGCCAUCAAAGAAGCAACAUGCAGGAAUUCGCUUCCCGUUGUCAGUCCCUCUAUUAUUGGUUGCAGUGAUCGCCAGCGAAAUAAUAAUCUUUGAUCAUGUACAGCAUGGCCUGGAGGCAUCUCUGAACAAUUUCUAUGAUGCUUGCAAGGAACAACUACUCGGAGUAGCAGAAGUCUCAUUUUUUCGCAGCCUUCAUUUAGACUGCUGAAAGUAGAAUUUUCGAUCUCUAGUACAAAGUGAAUGAUGCCUAUUCAAGUAAUAGAGUUGAUACUAAUACAGAGAUCACUAAUAGAGGCAUUUGAUGUGCUGUAUUCAAAUAAAAAUGCUAACAUUGAUAUUAAUAGAUUCUUUUGGGAUCUUGAUUGUUUUCAGUAGCUGUAUGGAGUGGAUUCAAACUGAAUAUAAGCCACCAUGUUAUUUUAGAUUUUAAUAUUUUAUCAGCCUGAAUGAUUCAAUUCGGGUUGAAAUGUUUUCAUAUGAAUCAUUUUCUGAUUCAAACUAUUGUAUUUAUCACAUUAUUCUCCAUUGAAUGGAGAUCAUUGAUAUUUAUAGUUUUGCUUGGAUAUGACAUACAUUUUUUAGUGUAA